CCUUGAACUACCGCGGGAAACUCAUUGCUUGCACUGAAGGAUAAGCGCGGUCCGUGUAGGUUAUUUACAUUGCAUAAUGUCGAAAAAAAAAGGUCUCAGUCUUGAGGAGAAGAGGACACGCAUGAUGGAGAUUUUCUUCGAGACAAAAGAGGUGUUUCAGCUGAAGGACAUCGAGAAAAUCGCCCCCAAGACUAAAGGAAUAACACCCAUGUCAGUGAAGGAGGUUCUCCAGAGUCUGGUGGAUGACAACAUGGUGGACUGUGAGAGAGUGGGCACCUCCAACUACUACUGGGCCUUCCCUAGCAAGGCCCUGCACGCCCGCAAGCGCAGGUUGGAGGACCUGGACAAGCAGCAUACCGAGGCGAAGCAAAGGAAGAUGUCUCUGCAGCAGGCUGUCGACAAAGCAAAAGUAGGACGUGAAGAUACAGAGGAGCGGGCCUCUCUUCUAAAGGAGCUGCAGGCUCUGAGGGAGAAGAGGAGUCUUCUGAAGGCAAAGCUGGAGAAGUACAGGGAGUGUGACCCUGAAGUGAUCGAGGAGAUGAGAAAGUCUAAUGUCACAGCUAAAGAGGCAGUGUCCAGAUGGACAGAUAACGUCUUUGCCAUCAAGUCGUGGGCCAAGAGGAAGUUUGGUUUCGACGACGGACGCAUCGAUAAAGCCUUCGGGAUUCCUGAAGAUUUUGAUUACAUGGACUGACUGCACAAUCUGUAAUUUCAAUGAAUUGUUUUUGUUAAUUGAGUGACCUCCAUUGCACACAACGCAAGUCAAACAUGUUACUUUAUGUUGAAAGGACACUAAAUCCACUCAGACAAGCUGCCAUUUUGGCAUUCGCUCAAGGCCCUUGCAGGUGCAAAUGCCGCUUAUGUGGAACCUGAGAAGGCGCUGUGCUAACCUUUGGGCUGUUCCGUGGUGGUGGGGGGGCCUACUUUUGGGACACCUGUUUGCAUGAAAAUCGAGAGCCCAGUGUCGUUGACGGAAAUUAGCUGUGUACACUUCAACCCCCCCCCCCCCCCCCCCCCCCCCCACACACACACACACACACACACACACUCCACACACAGAAAAAGAGGCGGUAUAUCAAACACCCAUGCGAUGUUAAAAAUCUAAUCUUCCCUGAUUUAAACAGAUGGAAAUGAAAACAGCCACUCAUGUUGUUUUUGCUUCCCCCCCCCCCCCAUGUCCCUUAUCUCUCUUUUCAUAAUUUACUUUGACAAAAGAAGCAUCUGCCACUGUGGCACCAGGACUGACUGAACUUGCCUUUUCUCAUGUUUAAAUCAAAAGACGGAGAGGGUCGUUGUGGACAAAAGGUGCUUGGUGAUUGACAAUGCAGUGGUGUGGAGAGUGACGCAAGGAGCACCGAAACACAAAUGGAAGCGCCACUGAAAUAUCGUUGAGGCUGUACAGUGGGAAUAUGUUUAGAAUUCACAAAAUUUAGAAGCUCCAUAAAUUAUAACUCCCUGUAAAUGUGCUUUAUGGUCUUGUGGUUCUGCAGAGUCUAGACUGAGGUGUUCAGGUUUUGUUGUUGAAAACAUGAUGGAUGAUCCCUUUGAAUGGUAACAUUUCAAUAAAGUCUUAGAGUUAUGUUUUAUCUUA
Messenger RNA from Salvelinus namaycush (lake trout), 1591 nucleotides. RefSeq names its product meiotic nuclear divisions 1 homolog (S. cerevisiae) (gene mnd1). Gene Ontology annotation, molecular function: double-stranded DNA binding. NCBI's taxonomy places the organism in Eukaryota, Metazoa, Chordata, Actinopteri, Salmoniformes, Salmonidae. Gene Ontology annotation, biological process: reciprocal meiotic recombination. The record is from RefSeq and is a predicted model, not a curated record. Gene Ontology annotation, cellular component: nucleus. The coding region runs from base 77 to 694 and encodes 205 amino acids. The transcript is spliced from 8 exons.